AGGAAAGGAGGAGGAGACUGAGGGUGUCGAGGUCCUUAAGCUGGGGAGGGGACAGGAAGAACCCACUCUCGGAAUCUGCUAGUGACUGAGGCAGACAUGAACUUUGGGCUUCUGCACUGUAUAUAAAAGCAUUAUAUUAUCAAAUGGUCACACCUGGAGGCAACAGAGACGGUUUGGUAUUGUUACUAUGCGGAAGCUAGGCCUGGGGAGGAAAGGCAUGGAGCACCAAAUAGAAGAGGAAGCCCAUCAGCUCGUGGAGGUUUUUGCACGUUCAAAGGGACAACCACUUGACCCCUCCAUGCCGAUCACUAAUUCAGCCUCCAACGUGAUAUGUGCUGUGGCUUUUGGGCACCUGUUUGCUCUUGAAGAUGAAAGGUUCCAGAAGCUGAUAGAAGCUAUGAAUUUUCUCCUAAAAUAUCUAUGUAGCUUUGCUCAUUUUCUAUAUGAAAUGUUCCCAUGGCUUAUGAGACGUGUCCCAGGGCCUCACAAGAAGGCAUUGUACUGCCUGAACGCAAUGCUUUCAUUUGCAAAGGAGGAGAUAGAGAAGCAUAAGGAGAAUCUAUCUCUGCAUGAGCCACAGGAUUUCAUUGAUUUCUAUCUACUUCAGAUGGAGAAAAGCAGGAAUGACCCAGAGUCCACCUAUGAUGAAGAAAACAUGGCUUGGUGUAUUUUUGACUUCUUUGUAGCAGGGUCAGACACAACCGUCAGUUCUCUGAAAUGGGCGCUUCUCCUCCUGGCAAGUCAUCCAGAUAUCCAAGAUAAAGUCCACAAGGAGAUAGAAGAUGCUCUAGGUUCUUCUCACACAAUCUGCUAUCAAGAUAAAAAGAAACUGCCCUACACCAAUGCUGUUAUUCAUGAAAUACAGCGCUUUAAAUAUGCCUUAUUUUUCGGGAUCGCCAGGAAAUGUACAAAGGAUGUGAAGCUGUGUGAUUUUCUCAUUCCCAAGGGAACUUAUAUUAUUCCUGAUUUCCGCUCUGUUCUUGUUGAUCCCACAAGAUGGGAGACACCUGCAGUGUUCAACCCAAACCAUUUCUUGAACAAGGAUGGACAAUAUGUGGCUAGAGAAGAGUUUCUGGCGUUUGGUGCAGGGUCUCGCAUGUGUUUGGGUAUGCUGCUAGCAAAUACUGAAAUUUUCAUCUUCCUGACAAGCCUGCUGAGGGCAUUUCGCUUCCAGCUGCCAGAAGGAGUGAAAGAACUCAAUAAAGAGGCUUUACUGGGGGCUACAGCACAUCCCCAUCCUUAUAAACUAUGCGCAGUUCCCCACUGCAAUGCAUAAUAAAAUAUGAAAGUACAUGGGGCUGCACCU
This is a messenger RNA of Podarcis raffonei (Aeolian wall lizard), 1306 nucleotides long. Its product is annotated as cytochrome P450 2J2-like. Lineage: Eukaryota; Metazoa; Chordata; Lepidosauria; Squamata; Lacertidae. Gene Ontology annotation, biological process: xenobiotic metabolic process; arachidonate metabolic process. The transcript has 8 exons. The record is from RefSeq and is a predicted model, not a curated record. Bases 188 to 1276 code for a protein of 362 amino acids. Gene Ontology annotation, molecular function: oxidoreductase activity, acting on paired donors, with incorporation or reduction of molecular oxygen, reduced flavin or flavoprotein as one donor, and incorporation of one atom of oxygen; heme binding; iron ion binding. Gene Ontology annotation, cellular component: intracellular membrane-bounded organelle; cytoplasm.